Molecule: messenger RNA, 993 nt
Organism: Entrophospora sp. SA101
Lineage: Eukaryota; Fungi; Glomeromycota; Glomeromycetes; Entrophosporales; Entrophosporaceae
Source: the annotation of a GenBank genome assembly
AUGUCUGUCGUUAAUAAAAAAAGAAGAAAAGAUAAAGAAAACACGAAUCCAAAUCAAAGAAAAAAUGAUUACAGAGAUCAAACUACCUUCUUGUCCUUCGGAGAAAUUACAUCUGAAUCACUGAAAAGAUGUUUAUCGAAUGAGGAUGUUGUCUCCAUCGAAAGUAAUGGAAACGAAAUUCGAAAAGAUUUAACAACAGAAGUGACCUCUUCCAUUGUUCAACUUGUACAGGAAAAGGAUAGAGAUGAUUUUGAUAUUAAUCAAGAAAUAGAAAAUUUAUAUUUUCAAGAAUUGUCAUCUUUCGAGAAUUCAAACAAUCCAGUUAUUGAGAGACUUAUCAGUAGUAAUAGCAGUAUCGCAAGAUACAGAAUUGUAUUUUUACCAGAAUGUAAUGUCAUUGAUCCGAUUAGAUCUUUGUAUACUGAUCAAGAAUGGUCAAUGAUGGAAUUAAAUUGGGAAAAAGUAGAGAAAAAAAUGGGGAAUUCUUUUCCCUCUUUUGUGGAAAAUCUGCAAUUACUUCUAGAGAAAUAUAAUAAAGCAAUUAUAGAUGCUACCGUAGGAUAUUACAUUGAUUUGAAUAAGGUUGAAACUACCGUUAGUCAAAGCCCGUUUUCGGAUCAACAUUUGUAUUUGUUUGCGAGGGACUGGCCUCUUAGAUGGAUGCAACAAUUAUAUACCGCCUUCUUAACAUGUUUUCAGACGCCUAUUAACCCUCUCAAUGAUGGUACGGCAUCUGAAGGCGAAAUAGAAAAUAUUGACAGAAAAAAGCAAUUAGAUUUAAACCGAAAUACAAAAAAAGGUAGAACAAAUUCUGGGAGCUGGUAUCACGAUGCUGUUUUAAUUAUGAAAGUUGGAAACAGAGAUGUUCAAAUCGCAUUUGGUGAAGUAAUUGGAAAUGCAUUUAAACAAGAUGAAAAAAAAUUAAAUGAGGAUCGUGAAAAAUUAUUAAAAGGUAAAAAUAUAAAAUUUCAAUUUUAUUUUGAAAAUCAUUAA